AUGGCAGCUGCAAACAAAGUCAUAGACAUGAGAAGUGAUACUGUCACAACGCCCACACAGAAAAUGAAGGAGGCCAUGAUGCAAGCCAAAGUAGGAGAUGAUGUUUAUGGAGAGGAUCCGACUGUCAUCCUCUUACAAAAUAAGAUUGCUGGUUUGUUAAAGAAGGAGUCUGCAUUGUAUUUUCCCUCAGGAACCAUGUCAAAUUUAGUUGGUAUUAUGGCACAUGCUAACACUAGAGGUGAUGAGGUUAUCCUCGGUGAUCGCUCUCACAUUGCUAUAUGGGAACAGGGAAGUAUAUCUCAAGUGGGUGGAGUCUUUGCUAGGCAAGUAAAGAAUCUUGAUGAUGGCACUUUGGAUCUAGACGAUUUACAAUCCAAAUCCAUAAAGGUGGUUUUGAUGGUCACUAUUGUCAUACUCGUGCAAUAA
Gigantopelta aegis is the source of this 426-nucleotide messenger RNA. Its product is annotated as probable low-specificity L-threonine aldolase 1. The transcript has a single exon. Gene Ontology annotation, molecular function: L-allo-threonine aldolase activity. The record is from RefSeq and is a predicted model, not a curated record. Bases 1 to 426 code for a protein of 141 amino acids. Gene Ontology annotation, biological process: L-threonine catabolic process; glycine biosynthetic process. Gene Ontology annotation, cellular component: cytosol. Lineage: Eukaryota; Metazoa; Mollusca; Gastropoda; Neomphalida; Peltospiridae.